GGCGUGGGGUGGGGUGUGAAGGAAAAAGAAUGGAGAAAUCGGAUCGGCGGAGGCGCAGGCGCUUGUGGACCUGCCUAACUAACUCCGCCCCUCCUCCUCCUCCUCCUCCUACAUUAUUCCCGCGCGGUCACCCGCUCUCGCCGCCGCCGCUGCCUGCUACAGCCUGAAGUGGCGCGAGCGAAGGCCGGGCGCGCGCCGCUCCUGCUUUCCUCUGAGGGUAUACAAGGGUCUUGCGUGAGGCGCAGCCGCGCCCCCUUCCCGUGGGGCCAUGUCAGUUUCUCCCGUGAAGAGGCAGAAAAUGGAGUCGGCGCUGGAGCAGCUCAAGCACCACACCACGGUGGUGGCCGACACCGGGGACUUCAACGCCAUUGAGGAGUACCAGCCUCUGGAUGCUACAACUAAUCCUUCCCUGAUAUUAGCUGCUGCCCAGAUGCCAGCUUACCAGCAAUUGGUAGAAGAUGCUGUUGCAUAUGGAAGGAAACUUGGUGGGUCAGAAGAUGACCAGGUUACAAAUGUUUGUGACAAGCUUUUUGUACUGUUUGGGGCAGAAAUAUUGAAGAGAAUACCUGGCCGUGUGUCCACAGAAGUAGAUGCAAGGUUGUCUUUUGACACAGAAGGCAUGGUUAAGAGGGCCAGACACUUCAUAGAACUUUAUAAGGAAGUAGGAAUUAGUAAAGAUCGUAUUCUCAUCAAGCUAUCAUCAACAUGGGAGGGCAUCCAGGCUGGCAAGAUUCUGGAAGAGCAGCAUGGGAUUCAUUGCAACCUGACCUUGCUGUUUUCCUUUGCUCAGGCUGUUGCUUGUGCAGAGGCAGGGGUCACCCUCAUUUCUCCUUUUGUUGGACGUAUCCUGGACUGGCAUGUUGCAAAUACAGACAAAAAGGCCUAUGAGCCAUCAGAGGAUCCAGGGGUGAAAAGUGUUACUAAAAUCUACCAUUACUACAAAAAGUUUGGCUAUAAAACUAUUGUGAUGGGAGCUUCAUUUCGAAACACUGGAGAAAUCAAAGCUCUGACUGGCUGUGAUUAUCUCACCAUUUCACCUAAGCUUCUGGGAGAGCUCAGUAAAGAUAGCAGCAAGCUGACACCAGUGCUCAGUGUCAAAGAUGCCCAGGCAUCUGACAUGGAGAAAAUCCAUCUGGAUGAGAAGACAUUCCGCUGGCUCCAUAAUGAAGACCAAAUGGCUGUGGAGAAGUUGUCUGAUGGGAUCAGAAAGUUUGCUGCUGAUGCAGUUAAACUGGAGAAAAUGAUAAAGGAACGAAUAUUCAGUGCUGCAAAUGGAAAGUAGACUCACCAAGCUACUUGGAUGCUGAAUAGAUGUAAAACUAUCUACAUUCUGCAUAUGAAUGGGGUUUCUGUGCUUUCUAUAUGGAUUUGCAAGGAGGAAAAAAUCAUGUGUGGCAUUUGUCAAAAUUGGUGCAAUGGAGAAUCCACUGGCUGGGAAUUAAACAGUUAUAUUCCACAUAGACUGUAAAUUGCAAAUAAAGGACCAACUGUUUGACAAGUUUCCCCCUCUAAGAUGGUACAUAAAGGCCUCCACUAUUUGUAUCUUAGGAAUAAAACAUAGUAUACUAAUUUA
This is a messenger RNA of Hemicordylus capensis (graceful crag lizard), 1573 nucleotides long. RefSeq names its product transaldolase 1 (gene TALDO1). Gene Ontology annotation, cellular component: intracellular anatomical structure; cytoplasm. Lineage: Eukaryota; Metazoa; Chordata; Lepidosauria; Squamata; Cordylidae. Bases 269 to 1282 code for a protein of 337 amino acids. Gene Ontology annotation, molecular function: transaldolase activity. The transcript is spliced from 8 exons. The record is from RefSeq and is a predicted model, not a curated record. Gene Ontology annotation, biological process: pentose-phosphate shunt; carbohydrate metabolic process; pentose-phosphate shunt, non-oxidative branch.